Rotaria socialis is the source of this 1356-nucleotide messenger RNA. Lineage: Eukaryota; Metazoa; Rotifera; Eurotatoria; Philodinida; Philodinidae. The record is from the annotation of a GenBank genome assembly.
AUGAUGUGGUUCAACGAUACGAAUAAUGAUGGGAAAAUAUCUAAAAAUCCUCAUCGAAGAAAAUGUGCCUUUUCUAUUGCGUGUGUGAUAAUUGGACUAUUGAUAUGUGGCAUCGCACUGGGCGUUGGUCUUGGAUUACAUUUAGGUUCUACUUCAAAUAAUGAUGCAACCACUAUAUCUUCAACGAGUCAAGCAAAUGCAUCAACAACAGUAGGACAAAACACAGCAACAACAAUGGUUGCGAACAUAACAUCAUUAUCUACGAGUUCAACUAAUACUAUACUGAUCAACUCAAGUACGUUGGUACCAACAAUAUCAAUGACAACGAAUGUAUCACUAAUUUCAACGUCUUCAACGGCAUCGAUAGCCACACCCACCACUUCGACCACAUCAAUCACUUGGACAUCCUCAACAACUUCGAUCACACCCACCACUUCGACAACCUCGACUACUUCGAUCACACCCACCACUUCGACAACCUCGACUACUACAGCACCGACGUAUUGUCCAAACUGGACAUGGAACGGCACUGGAAUAAUAGUUGCUGGUACGGGAACUAGUGGUUCUGCAUUAAACGCACUAAACCAACCGUGGAAUAUAUUUAUCGAUUCAUUAACAGAUAUUCUUUAUGUCGCUGAUUCACUAAACCAUCGCAUUAUCAAAUAUCUACCCAAUGCAACAUCUGGAAUAGUCGUAGCUGGCACUGGUAGUAGUAGUUCACUAUCUAACGGGUUAAAUACACCAAAAGAUGUAUUUGUGGACUCAUCAGGAAAUAUUUUCGUUGCUGAUUCUGUAAAUCAUCGUAUACAAUUUUUUCCAAAUGGCAGCUUAACAGCCUCAACAAUUUCAACAACUUGGAAUGUUGGCACUGCUGUGUGGGCGAACGGUACGGCUGUAGCUGGUAAUCAAGGAGCCGGUAGUAAUUUGAACCAAUUGAAUCAACCGCAAGGCUUCACCAUCGAUACGCAGUAUAACAAAAGUACGAUGUAUAUAGCAAAUUCAAAUCAACACACUAUAGUUCAAUGGCUACCAGGUGCAUCAGCAGGUACCAUAGUCGCUGGUAUAAAUGGUGUGCGAAAUGGUCUAAAUACGACGUUUGAUUUUCCAUUAGCUAUAAAACUUGAUUCUUAUGCCAAUCUAUUCAUUGCUGACAAUAAUAAUCAUCGUAUUCAACUGUAUUGUCGAUAUCCAAAUGUUAGUUCAACCGGACGAACUAUAGCAGGCACAUCAGGGAUAUCUGGAAGCACACAAACGUUGCUAAAAUAUCCAGCUGGACUUGCUUUAGAUUCAUUGUUGAAUUUAUACGUUUCGGACACGAGCAAUAAUAGAGUACUAAAAUUUAUGCGUAUUACGUAA